This is a messenger RNA of Hemiscyllium ocellatum (epaulette shark), 1423 nucleotides long. Its product is annotated as procathepsin L-like. The record is from RefSeq and is a predicted model, not a curated record. The coding region runs from base 40 to 1065 and encodes 341 amino acids. Gene Ontology annotation, cellular component: lysosome. The transcript has 8 exons. Gene Ontology annotation, molecular function: cysteine-type endopeptidase activity. Lineage: Eukaryota; Metazoa; Chordata; Chondrichthyes; Orectolobiformes; Hemiscylliidae.
UUGAGGAAGACCAGACAAAAAGAAGACAAACUGUUGAGAAUGCCCAUCAUGAGGUGCUCUCUGUUUGUGGACUGGGUUUUGGUCUCCAUCUUGGCUGCAGCCACUGUUUCCACAUUUGAUUCAACAUUGGAUGAAGCCUGGAUCAACUGGAAAUCAUUGCAUGGGAAGCAAUAUAAAAUGGCUGAGGAGGUCUACAGAAGAGCAUUGUGGGAGGACAAUGUGAGAUACAUUGAACGGCACAACAUGGAGUAUGCAAUGGGAAAGCACACAUUCACUGUGGGAUUGAACCAGUUUGGAGAUCUGACCACGGAGGAGUUCAGUCAGCGUUUCAAUGGAUUUAAAGAAAAGAAGAUUGAUCACACAGCGUGUGAACUCUUUGCAGCAGCAAAUCAUGUUAAAUUGCCUCAGAGAGUUGACUGGAGAACAAAGGGUUUUGUUACUGAAGUGAAGGACCAGGGACAAUGUGGCUCAUGCUGGGCUUUCAGUGCAACUGGAUCACUUGAAGGACAGCUUUUUAAGAGAACAGGAAAGCUGAUUUCUCUGAGUGAGCAGAACUUGGUUGACUGUGAUUGGAAAAACUGUAACUGUUGUGGUGGACAUGUACAAACUGCUUUGGAGUAUGUAAAACAAAAUGGUAUUAAUUCAGAACGUUCCUAUCCCUACACAGAAAAGGACGGUGAAUGCCACUUUAACAGAAGUGAUAUUGUCACCCGUUGUGCGUGUGUGAAACGCAUUCAACAAAAUUCUGAGCAUCAACUCGCUGAAGCAGUGGCUCAGGUUGGACCCAUUUCUGUUGCUAUCGAUGCAGAUCACAAAUCUUUCCAAAAUUAUGAAGGCGGUAUUUAUUAUGAGCCAAACUGCAGCAGCACAAAUCUUAAUCAUGCAAUGCUAGUGGUUGGAUAUCAAGACGAUAAACAGGGGAAUUAUUGGAUUGUUAAAAACAGUCAUGGAACAGACUGGGGCAUGAAAGGCUAUAUCAAAAUUGCCAAGGACAGGGGCAAUCACUGUGGAAUCGCUCGGUUGGCACUUUACCCUGAGAUGGAAAUCUCAAAGUGCCAACGCUAACACCAACCAAAAGGAAUCAAUUGCUUGCCUGGUGCUGCUGAUUUUCUGUCUAAUCUUGAUGAGUAUCUGUCUUGCUGCAUCUCUGCAUUGAUAAUGCUGCUUUAAUCACGUCUGGAUGUUCCAAAAUGCUUUGAUUAAUGAAGUACAUUAUGAAGAGUAGUCACAGAUAAAGAGAGUGAAAAUCUGUUUUCAAUAAAUGAAACAUAAUAAAUGCAUGUGCUUGAAUAGUAAGAUAAACAGCAAGGCCAUUGCCCGUUGUGCACAGUAACAGGGAAUGACUACAUUGUCUAACAUUCAGGUAAUGGCCUGAAGAUGUUAUUUGUGUAAAGCAUUGGAUAUAAAGUGUGACAGCAAUCAA